This is a messenger RNA of Pteronotus mesoamericanus, 557 nucleotides long. RefSeq names its product ribosomal protein L27a (gene RPL27A). Gene Ontology annotation, cellular component: cytosolic large ribosomal subunit; ribosome. Gene Ontology annotation, molecular function: structural constituent of ribosome. The transcript is spliced from 5 exons. The record is from RefSeq and is a predicted model, not a curated record. Lineage: Eukaryota; Metazoa; Chordata; Mammalia; Chiroptera; Mormoopidae. Gene Ontology annotation, biological process: translation. Bases 72 to 518 code for a protein of 148 amino acids.
UUGCUCCGCCCACGCGUCCCAUAUCUCGCGAGACUUCGCGAAGGCUUCCCUUUUGCAUCUCGGCCGCCGACAUGCCAUCCAGACUGAGGAAGACCCGGAAACUUCGGGGCCACGUGAGCCACGGCCACGGCCGCAUCGGCAAGCACAGGAAGCACCCGGGGGGCCGAGGUAAUGCCGGUGGCUUGCAUCACCACAGGAUCAACUUCGACAAAUAUCACCCAGGGUACUUUGGGAAAGUUGGUAUGAGGCACUAUCACUUAAAGAGGAACCAGAGCUUCUGCCCCACUGUCAACCUUGAUAAACUGUGGACCCUGGUCAGUGAGCAGACACGGGUAAAUGCUGCGAAGAACAAGACCGGAGCCGCUCCCAUCAUUGAUGUGGUGCGAUCGGGCUACUACAAAGUUCUGGGGAAGGGAAGGCUCCCAAAGCAGCCUGUCAUUGUGAAAGCCAAAUUCUUCAGCAGAAGAGCUGAGGAGAAGAUUAAGAGUGUUGGUGGGGCUUGUGUGCUGGUAGCUUGAAGCCACACGGAGGGGAAUCCAUUAAAUUCUCACAAGUGC